Clarias gariepinus (North African catfish) is the source of this 6409-nucleotide messenger RNA. RefSeq names its product fer-1 like family member 6 (gene fer1l6). The transcript is spliced from 42 exons. Gene Ontology annotation, cellular component: membrane. The record is from RefSeq and is a predicted model, not a curated record. Gene Ontology annotation, biological process: plasma membrane organization. NCBI's taxonomy places the organism in Eukaryota, Metazoa, Chordata, Actinopteri, Siluriformes, Clariidae. The coding region runs from base 111 to 5603 and encodes 1830 amino acids.
UCAUGAAGCUACUCGGAAUAUAAUCAAGUUUACAUCUGCCCUAACUUAUCUGGUCUAAUGGUCCAUCAGAAACCAUUUUUAUUUAGCUGACUACAUUUUUAUCAGUAAGUAUGGAUCAAGACAAAGGUGGCUCUGGAUCACAAAGCAAAAAUGUCUUUGGACUGAAGGUUAAAAAGAAGAAGAAGAAAGUCAGCAAAGGUCUAGUCUUUGCAAAUAAAGGUGCUCAAGAUGAUUCGGAUAUUAAAAGUGGUGCUGAAGAACCUUCAGGUGCAGAAGCUCAAGUCCCUGAACCUGUCAGUGAGCCUUAUCUCUCUGCCUACUUGUCUUUCAGAGAAGUUAUCAAUAUUAAGAGAGCCAAAACUGUGCCCAAGAUUUUGGAAAGUGAAAGCAAACCACUCACUUUUCAGAUCUCCAUCAACAUCACAGAGGCUAGACAGCUGGUGGGUGAGAAUAUCGACCCCAGUGUGGUGAUUGAAAUUGGAGAUGAAAAGAAACAGACAUCGGUAAAAGAGGGUACCAAUGCACCCUUUUACAAUGAGUAUUUUGUGUUUGACUUCUUCGUACACCAAGAGAUAUUUUUCGACAAAGUCAUUAAACUAUCAGUCAUGCAUUCGAAGAUCAUGAAAAGCUUUUGUGUGGGGACGUUUAAGAUUGAUGUUAGAACUGUCUACAGUCAGCCUGGUCAUCAGUUUACCAAUAAAUGGGCAGCUCUUAUAGAUCCCACAGACGUCAACUCAGGGGUCAAAGGUCACUUAAAGUGUGACAUCUGUGUGACGGCGAAAGGAGAUGCAUUGCCCCGUUCUCAGAAGUUUAAAGACGCUGAAGAGCAAAUCGAAAAGAACCCACUGCUGCCUGAAGGCUUUCCAUCUAUGCGCCCAUGGGCUCGCUAUUAUGUGAAAGUGUACCGAGCAGAAGGCCUUCCCAGAAUAAAUUCUAGCAUCAUGGCUAAUGUGACCAGGGCUUUUGUUAGUGACAACACAGCUCUUAUAGAUCCAUAUGUUGUGGUGUCAUUCUUCGGACAGGUGGGCCGGACCUCCACGCAGAAGAGUACAGCAGACCCUGUAUGGAACGAGCAGGUGGUGUUUAAAGAGAUGUUUCCUCCUUUGUGUCAGAGGCUAAAGAUCCAGGUGCUGGAUGAGGGUAGCAUGAAUGAUGUAGCCAUCGGAACUCACUAUAUUGAUCUGCGCCGAAUCUCCAAUGACCAGGAUGGAGAUAAUGGUUUCCUCCCCACAUUUGGUCCAGCCUGGGUCAACAUCUACGGAUCAGCCCGUAACUCCACGAUGGUGGAUGACAGUCAAGACAUGAAUGAGGGAAUAGGGGAAGGGGUGUCAUUUCGAGGAAGGAUUUACCUGCAGCUAACUGUGGAGAUCCUGUCUGGAGGGGCUGAAUCAAAAUCUCUGCUCUCUAUCAAGAUGCCUAAAGAUAAAGGUGGAAAAGCAGGAGCUAAGGACCCCAAAGCUGCAGCAGGAGGGGCAGGUGGAGGUGAAGAGGAAAAAGGCAAGGCUACAGGAGCCAUGGUGCUGCCUGUGGAUCCACCUGAAAUGAUCAGUGAUGAGGACAAGGAGAAGUUCCUGCUCUUUGGUGUUGUGUUUGAGGCAGCUAUGAUUGACAGGAAGAUUGGUGACAAACCUAUUAGUUUUGAAUUCACCCUUGGAAACUUUGGUAACUUUAUUGACGGUGCUGCUCUACCAGCUGCCAAGAAAAAAGUAGAGAGAGGUCCUGAUCCUUCAAGCCAAGAAGCUGUCACGACUACUCCUCUUCUGGAAACUCAACCAUCAAAAACUUGCAAAUCCACCACACCUUUAGAGAAACCUGUUAUAGGAGAUGGAAUCAGGAACUACUUAUACAUACCCAUUUUAAACAAGAAACCAUGUAUCCAUGUGUGGAGCUCCUGGGAGGACUGGACAUACCGCCUUUACUAUUCUAACAUGCUGGACAGGAUCGCCAUCAUGUUUGAAGAGGGAGUCGCCAAGGUAACAGAACUGGACAAGCUGGUGGACCCAUGUGCGGAGGCUUUUAUACGUGCUGUUUUAAAAGAAUUUUGUAAGGAUGCCAGGGAAUUUAUCAGUUUUGCUGAAAACAAAGUGAAAGGAAACAAUUUGACGAUGUUGGACAAAAAGAGACUUAUUUUGUGCAAACAGGAACUGGAGAACAUGAUAGGAGCAGCUGGAAGCAUCACUGAACCAAAGAGAAAGGCUCUAACUGUCAAAGAGAUGCUGAGAGAGGCGCAGAAACUCUCUCAUCGAAUCAGAUUCCUGGUGGAAGAGCCGCAGCACACACUGCCAGAUGUGUUUGUCUGGAUGCUGAGCAACAAUAAACGUGUAGCAUAUGCCCGCAUCCCUGCACGCCAUCUGCUUUACUCUGAUAAACUUGUGGAAAGAGGGAGAGACUGUGGCAAAAUAAAAACUUUGUUCCUUAAGCCCCCGUCCAAACGUGGAGCAGUUGGGUGGAUAGUGCAGGCUAAACUGGAUGUGUACCUGUGGCUGGGCAGAAGCAGAGAGUCGUCCCAUAUGAUGGAGAAUCUCCCUGCAGGCUUCGAGCCACUGGGGGGAACAUCAGUGGAGGAUGGAGGCUCUCUUCCUGACAGUUUAUUUUAUAGAGACCAUCACAGGUUUCAGCUGAGGGCUCAUAUGUACCAGGCUCGUGGGCUCAUCGCAGCAGACAACACAGGCCUGUCAGACCCCUUCGCCAGAGUAUCCUUCCACUCAAACACCCAGUGCACAGCAGUCAUUAACCAGACUCUUACUCCAACUUGGAACCAGAUGUUGAUGGCAAAUAAGGUGUCUCUGUAUGGAGAGCUCACUGACAUUGUACAAGAGCCGCCUCUUGUUGUUGUUGAGGUCUAUGAUGAAGAUGCAGUGGGCAAACCAGAGUACCUGGGCUCCACUAUAGCUGUGCCAGUGGUCCGGCUCAACGAGGAGCCUUACACACCACCUCAGCUGCAGUACAGUGCUCUUUUUUACGGUAGCAUGUCUGGUGGUGACAUACUUGGAGCGUUUGAGCUUAUCCAGACAGGAAAGCAUCCACUACCUGAGAUAGAUCAGCCAGAGGGCCAGAUCUACCCCGUGCCUUCAUACAUCCGACCUGUGCUCUGCAAAUAUCGAAUUGAGGUCCUGUUCUGGGGGUUGAGGGAACUGAAGAAGGUGCAGCUCCUUCCUGUGGAUCGGCCCCAGGUCUUUAUUGAGUGUGCAGGAAAAGGCGUUAACUCCUCUGUGAUACAAAGCUACAAAAGCAACCCAAACUUCUCUGUGCUCGUGGACGCCUUUGAUGUGGAGCUGCCUGAGAAUGAGUACCUCCACCCUCCUCUCACAAUCACUGUGGUGGACUGGAGAGCCUUUGGCAGAAGCACUCUGGUGGGCAGCCAUGUCAUAAACAACCUGACCCUGUUCAAAUACACGCCUCCAUCUUUACCACCUUCCAGACCACUGCCACCCGAGCCAGCCAGUAUAGAGCCUGAACCACUGCCUGGACCAGAGGGCACCGAAGCACAAACCGGUGAGGAUAUAUACAUAAACAUAGAGCAGGGGGACAUCAGCAAACCUUCUCCAACACCUGAGCCAGUGCCUCAGGACAAGAAGCACAGAGUCUCUACAAAAAGCAAGCGAAGAUCUACAAAAAGAAAGAAGCGCACUGCUGCUGAUGAGUCCGCUGACAACGUCAUUGACUGGUGGUCUAAGUACUAUGCUUCGGUUGAGAAGAUCCAAAUGUCAAAACAAAGGGAAGUCAACCCAUUUCCAAACAUCUAUGAAGCUGUACCUCCUCUUCACAACUUGCUCACAGAUGGAAUAUCCACUAUGGCUAAGGGAAUGAAAGACAGGAAAAAGGAUUUCAACUUCAAGGGUGUAUUGGAGCAGAACAAAGUCGCAACUUUAAAGAUUUAUGACAAAGAGCUGGAGGCAGAGUUUGGCCCUUUUGAUGAUUGGGUCAAAACAUUCGAACUAUUCCGUGGUAAGGCAAAUGAAGAAGAGAGCUCUGGGGUUGAGAGGUUUGUUGGAAAGUUCAAGGCUGGGUUUUGUCUAUACAAGCUGCCUGAUGGUGAUCAAGAAGGUUGUUUGGACUCUGAAGAGUAUAAAAUAAGCCACGGUAUUCCACCCAACAACUCUGUAAACGUUCUGAUCCGAGUGUACAUUGUUGCAGCCACCAACCUCCAUCCAGCCGACCCUGAUGGAAAGGCAGAUCCUUAUAUCGUGCUGAAACUUGGAAAAACAGAAAUCAAGGACAGAGACAAUUACAUCCCAAAACAACUCAACCCAGUGUUUGGCAGAUCUUUUGAAAUACAAGCCUCUUUCCCUAAGGAAUCCUUACUGAGAAUUCUCAUCUAUGAUUAUGAUGUCAUUGGCGGAGAUGAUUUGAUGGGAGAGACAGCGAUAGAUUUGGAGAACCGAUUUUACAGCAGAUACAGAGCAACCUGCGGCCUCCCAACUGAAUAUGCCAUUGAGGGCUACAAUGCCUGGAGAGAUGCCAUAAAACCAACUGAUUUGCUGAUUAAGCUGUGCAAAGAAAACAGACUUGACAGCCCUCGCUUUACUCCUGGUAGAAUCACCAUUGGAGAAAAGGUUUACACUGGAAAAACGGUCUUUGUUGAUGAGGAUCAGGUAGUUGAGUCCUAUGAACAUUUGGCACUAAAGGUACUCCAUAGGUGGGAAGAUAUGCCAGGUGUGGGCUGCAAACUAGUGCCAGAGCACAUCGAGACACGCACCCUCUACAUAAAGGACAAGCCAGGCAUGGACCAGGGCCAUCUGCAGAUGUGGGUAGAUAUCUUUCCUAUGGACAUGCCUCAUCCUGGACCCCCUGUGGACAUUUCCCCCCGAAAACCCAAAGGAUAUGAAUUGAGGAUCAUAAUCUGGAACACAGAAGAUGUCAUUUUGGAGGACACCAAUUUCAUAACGGGCCAACAGUCCAGUGACAUCUAUGUUAAAGGAUGGAUGAAGGGCCUUGAAGAUGAUGGCCAGGAAACUGAUGUGCAUUAUAACUCUCUCACUGGCGAGGGUAACUUCAACUGGCGCUUCGUAUUCCCUUUCAACUACCUUCCAGCUGAGAAACUGGUAGUUGUAAGCAAGCGUGAUAACAUCUUUUCUCUGGACAAGACAGAACAGAAGCUGCCUGCAGUCUUAGUGCUACAAGUGUGGGAUUUUGAGAGAUUGUCCUCUGAUGAUUUCCUUGGUUCAGUGGAGUUGGACCUGCAUGGGUUUCCUCGUGGUGCCAAAACAGCAAAAGAGUGUAAGAUGGACAUGCUAACUAACCCCGGUGAGAAUAUAUCCAUCUUCCAGCAGAAACGUGCCAAAGGCUGGUGGCCUUUUGUAAAGACUGAAGAACUUACGGGAAAAGUGGAGGCUGAAUUCCAUUUGGUAACAGCUGAAGAAGCUGAGAAGAAUCCUGUAGGUCGAGCACGCAAGGAGCCAGAACCACUAGAAAAACCCAAUCGACCAGAUACAACCUUCUCUUGGUUCGUGAACCCUUUUAAGUGUUUUUUCCAUCUAAUCUGGAAGAACUAUAAGAAGUACAUCAUAGCUGCUCUGGUGCUGCUUAUCCUGGCUCUGUUUCUUGCCUUGCUCUUCUACACUCUCCCGGGCGCCAUCAGCAACAGGAUUGUCAGUGGAUGAUGGAUCACACUUGGUAAUAAGCUGUCGGCCAAAUAAAAACACACUUGCUGAUAGCACCUUAUUGCACUGUAUGAGACUUUGUGUUUAUACUGGUUUAAACUCUUGAUUUUACCAAAUAAGGAAACAAACGGAGGCGACCACAAUGAGAUGAUGACAAAUAAGUCAAAACCUUAAGAUAGAAGAUUUCUAUUACAUUUAUUCUCGUAUUAUUGUGCAAUACUUUUCUCCACUGUUAUUUAGUUUUUUUAACAUAUAUAUGGCUCUGUAAUUGUUUUACUAUAAAUGUUAAGUUGGAAAUUGGGUGUUUUAUUUGUCAAUUAUUCCUAUGUAUCAACAAAGCAACUGAUCUGUGUAAAAUGAUAAUAGUACCAGUAGCUUCGUUGUUUGUUUAUUUUUGUUGUGGGUGUCAUUUUAGAAUACAUGUGCUAUGCAUGCCCUCGGUAGAUUUGUUAAUCUCUAGCUCAUCCCUCCUGGAAAUCCUGGAAAAAAGGUGUGGUUAAUGGGAUUUUUCAACAUUCCCUAUAUGAAAAAAAACUCUGUUCAUGCUCACCUCACCAUCCACAAUGAAAAAUAAGAUUGAUCAGAUAUUAGACAAUCUUCUCUACUCAUAUGCCCAGUAGACAUGUAGACAUUUACUUGUCCACAACCGAAGAUGCUCUUUUCCAGAGCCAUUUACAAAAGUGCUUUGAAGUUUCCAUCAGUAGAUAGAUCCUUACACUGGGUUACUAGGUUGAUAAUUAGAAGAACUGUCCAUUAAAAACUAUUGGGAGGGGUUUUUUUGUUUGUUUUUUUGUACAAGGGUCAAC